Messenger RNA from Cicer arietinum (chickpea), 1566 nucleotides. Its product is annotated as cell division cycle 20.5, cofactor of APC complex-like. The record is from RefSeq and is a predicted model, not a curated record. Gene Ontology annotation, molecular function: protein binding; anaphase-promoting complex binding; ubiquitin ligase activator activity. Gene Ontology annotation, biological process: anaphase-promoting complex-dependent catabolic process; positive regulation of ubiquitin protein ligase activity; positive regulation of anaphase-promoting complex-dependent catabolic process. NCBI's taxonomy places the organism in Eukaryota, Viridiplantae, Streptophyta, Magnoliopsida, Fabales, Fabaceae. Gene Ontology annotation, cellular component: anaphase-promoting complex.
UCUUCCGAUACUCUGUUUCUUCUUUUCAGCAUCGUCAUUUCUUGGAAGGCAUCAUCAAUUCUUGGAAGGCAUCUUGAUAAAGAUCAAUUUUUCCGAUACUGGCUUUCUUCUCACCAUCACAAUGUGGAAUCUUGAUAAAGAUUGAUAUACUCCAAGAAGCUUUCUCAGUGCUCCAACCCAAUAUGAUUUUCCAGAAGCGUAUAGACAGAAAUUGGAUGAGCAGCUGACUAUGGAUUCUGAUGGGAGGCCGUUUCGGAUGUUGGUUUUUAGGGGAUGUCCAAAAUCAAAUAAAAACUCUAUUCGUCAUAUGGAUGUGUUGCGACAACAAAACGCUACGGAAUUUCAAAUCAACCGCAACCAACGUAUCCGUCGAAAACUGCCUCAGAAGGAAUCAAAGGUAUUAGAUGCACCAGAAAUUAGAAAUGAUUUCUUUACAAACACAAUGGAUUGGGGGAAAAACAACAUUCUAGCUGUUGCUUUAGGCAAAGAAAUGUACCUGUGGAACUCUGUUACCUCUGAUGUGUCUCAGUUGUUUAAAUCCAAUAACAAUAAUUAUCCAACUAGUGUUUCUUGGUCAGAGGAUUCAAAGUAUUUGGCAACUGGAUUUAUGCACUCUAAUCUUCAUCUCUACGAUGUUGUCACUUCCAAGCUGAUAAGACAGCUAGAAGGUCAUAGUGAAAGGAUAGCAGCUCUAGCUUGGAAUGGAAAUAUUUUAACUUCCGGAAGCCAUGACGAAUCUAUAAUCAACCAUGAUGUUAGAGCAAGAAGUAACGUGACUUCCCAGCUAAAAGGACACAGAGAAGCAAUUUGCAGUUUAAAAUGGUCGAAAAGGGGAAAUAUGUUGGCAAGUGGUGGUAGUGAAAGUCUAGUCCAUGUGUGGGAGUCAAAAAAAAUGAACUCAUCAAAUUUCUUGCAUUGUUUUAAAGACCACAGUGCUUCUGUCAAAGCACUUGCUUGGUGCCCUUAUGAUUCAUCUGUGCUUGCUUCUGGAGGCGGCGUGGGCGAUGGAUGCAUUAAGCUAUGGAAUGUACAAAAGGGAACCAACAUUUGUAGCAUAGAUACCAAAGCUGAGAUUUCUGGAUUAGAAUGGAAUAGACAUCAAAAGGAGAUAUUAAGUGGCCAUGGCUUUAGUUCAGGUGUAGAACACAACCAACUUUGUUUGUGGGAAUAUCCAUCUAUGACUAAAGUCGGAACCUUGGGCACUCAUACUUCGAGAGUACUCCAUCUAUCUCAGAGUCCAGAUGGGUUAACAGUUGUUUCAGCUGGAGCAGACGAGUCUCUUCGCUUUUGGAAUGUUUUUGGGCCACCUGCUACUAAAACAAAAGAUAAUUCGGGUCUGGAUAAUGUUUUAUCUAUGAAGGCAAUGCUGAUAAGAUGAUGGAGAAAUAACAACAUUGAUGUCUUAGGGUAGCAUUUUUUUGUAUAAAUUAGUAGUCUUCACACUGUUUACUAUGACAGUGAUUUUUAAAAUUGAAUAUACAUUUUCUUAUAGAGAAAAAUAGCUUUUGUAUUUUUAUUCGACACAAGUAUAUUGAAAUGAGAAAGUUCACCCAAAUUAGCUAUCAA